UCAGCGCUUCCGCCGGCCGCUAGCUCUCUGGUUGCUACGGUUUGUUGCGUCUAGACCGACGCUAGAGACCAUUGGCACCGUAAUUGGAGUAGACACGAGUCUUCUUCCAUAAAGACGGAGAAAUGGGGAAAAAACACAAGAAGCAUAAACCGGAGUGGAGAACAGUCGAUGACUAUGAGGACAAGGCCCUUGAGAAGCCCCUGAAGCUUGUGCUCAAAGUUGGAGGGAGUGAGGUGACGGAGCUCUCGGGUUCGGGACACGACUCGAGUUACUACGAUGACAGAUCGGACCAUGAGCGGGAACGCCACAAAGACAAGAAGAAGAAGAAGAAGAAAAAGUCUGAAAAGGAUAAAGACAAAUAUGUGGAUGACGAGGAGAGAAGACGGCGUAAGGAGGAAAAGAGGAGGAAGAGAGAGCGGGAGCAGAACGAAUCAGAGACAGCAGCUUCUACUGCUGCCAGCACCGGUGUACCUGUUGAGCCUUUCACAUUACCAAAAAGUAUAAGUAUUGGAUUGGAGCCGGAAGAGAAGAAAAAGAAGAAAGAGAGAGAAAGAGAGCGAGAGUUUGAGCUGGAUCCUGAUCCUGAAGUGGAUGAGUUUCACCACAGUUUGAAGUUGGACUUGGAUCAACAAGGAGACAGGCCGUUCCGAGCAUGCAGGACGCAACAAGAAAGUGAAUCCACUCCUCGUCAACAACUGCUGGAGCACUUUCUGAGGCAGUUGCAGAGGAAAGACCCCCAUGGAUUUUUCUCCUUUCCAGUAACGGAUGCGAUCGCCCCUGGUUACUCAAUGAUCAUCAAACAUCCGAUGGACUUCAGCACCAUGAAAGACAAGAUUAUAAAAAAUGAAUAUAACACUGUUACAGAAUUCAAGGCGGACUUUAAGCUGAUGUGUGACAAUGCCAUGGUGUACAACAGACCAGAGACGGUCUAUUACAAAGCUGCCAAGAAACUGCUUCAUACAGGAUUUAAGAUGAUGAGCAAGGAACGGCUGUUGGCUUUGAAACGCAGCAUGUCUUUCAUGCAGGAAAUGGAUUUCACCCAGCAGGCGGCCAUUUUGGGAGACGAAGACCUUACAGCUGAUAUUCCUCCUCCAGAGAUAAUCCCCACCCCAGUAGAAUCAGCUAAGAAGUCCAAGAAACAGCCCGUUAAAGACAUGAAGGAAGUUAUCAGUGACCUGUUUGAACUAGAGGGAAACGCAUGCAGCCUGACCGACAGCACAGCAGAGGAGCACGUCCUGGCACUGGUUGAGCAUUCCGCAGAUGAAGCUCGGGAUCGGAUCAACAGAUACAUGCCCAACUCCAAGAUGGGCUACUUGCGUAAAGAGCAGGACAGUUCUCUCUUAUACACUGUUGUGAAUCAGCUGGAUCCUGAGGCAGAGGAAGACGAGACUCAUAAAGUGGACCUGAGUUCUCUUUCAAAUAAGCUUCUGCCUGGAUUAACGACCUUGGGUUUCAAAGAUGACAGGCAACACAAAGUAACGUUUCUGAGCAGUGCAUACAACGUUCAGACCCUUCAGAAGAACUCUGUCUUUCCCGACCUGCUACCCGACGAGGUGGACACGCUCUAUUCUGCCUAUGGCGACGAGGCGGGGGUACAAUGUGCUCUCAGCAUACAGGAGUUUGUCAAGGGCUGCGGAGGCGUCACGAGGCGUUGGGUCGACAGGCUACUGGACACAAUGACCGCGGGCGAUCACACUAAAGCUGUCAAUCAAAUCCGACAGAAGAGAAACAUCGCGCUAAUACCCGAGGAAACCAAAUCCAACAUCUGUGACAUACAGAUGGCAGACGGCACGGGACUGGGGGACAGUGGCUCAGUCCUGGACUUCAUGUCAAUGAAGAACUAUCCUGAUAUGUCUCUGGAAUUAUCUCUGCUGAACUCAUUAGGUAAAACAGUCAAAAAAGAGCCUGGCAACGAGGAGGGCCAGCAGAGCUUUGACGAGGCAGACAAACUCCUGCAGGAGUUCCAGGAUGCUCAAGUGGACAGAGUCGGCUCUAGGCCUUCGUCCAACCUGUCUUCCCUUUCUAAUGCCUCAGAGAGGGAUCAGCACCACUUAGGGAGCCCGGCCCACCUGGAUCAGUCUGAGAUGGUUCACGAUCCCUACGAGUUCCUGCAGUCUCCGGAGACAGAGAGCACAGCCAACACCUGACCACACACAACGCCAUUCGGUUUCUCCUGUGGCUAACAGCAGAAGCUUGGACUGUUUAAAUGAAAAUUAAAUGUUUUUAAGACUGAAUAUCA
This is a messenger RNA of Gasterosteus aculeatus aculeatus (three-spined stickleback), 2239 nucleotides long. It is a transcript of the gene brd9, whose product is annotated as bromodomain containing 9. Gene Ontology annotation, cellular component: nucleus. Lineage: Eukaryota; Metazoa; Chordata; Actinopteri; Perciformes; Gasterosteidae. The record is from RefSeq and is a predicted model, not a curated record. Gene Ontology annotation, biological process: regulation of transcription by RNA polymerase II.